AUCUGUGAAGGAAGAAAAGUGGCUUGGAAAUACAGAGGAUUUAGGCUUGAAAACAUAAUGCACAGACGUAAGAUCUGACGUCUGGACUGUUAAAAAACAAAUAGUUUGUUACUUUGAAUGUCAAACAACGUGUGUUUUGUUCCAGAUUAACCAUCUCGAAAGUUCAGGAUGUGGAAAUGAGUUCACAAAAUUAUUUUUUAACAGAAAUUUUUUUUGACUUGACAUCCAAUCGUGGUUUUCAAGGAAAGUUCGGUUCUUCAUUCUCCACAUUUUAGAUAACGUGUUCAGAGUUCGAAGUAACGACCUCUAUCUAAUCCCACAAUAAUAAACUAGGGUUUCUACAAAUUUAUUUAAUCACAAUGAAUUCUUGCAAGCGCUCGGUUGGAAUUCAUCCGCGUCAGAGUUAUUUGUUCCGCAAGCAACCAAUUUCCUUGCAUUACCUAUCUCAUCAUCUCCUUAAAAUACCUGGACUCAUAUGCCAACUACUCGUCAAUUGUGUUUUCAGCGCAUUCCUGAUCUUAUAGAAGAAAUACCUACUCAAAAACAGCUCAAGAUCGGAGUUUUAGGGUUUGAAACAAAGUAGAAAGCGUAGCAGAUAACGAUGGAUGGCGGUGGCUUUGGAGGCAUGCAAUCAGCUUCUUGCGAAGCUGAAGACAAAGAUGCGCUUCUGGAGAACAUAUGGAUUCGAUUUCUUGCCGGGGGCUCCGAAAGAUCAUGCAUCACUUCAGAUUGGCAAACUCCGGCUUCAGACCUUGCAGAGGAGGAGGGAGUGAUCAUCAGCACUUUUAUAGAAAAUCAAAUCUCUGUGGAAGGAAACGAGGGAAAUCAGAUUGAGUUACCAUUACAGCAGCAAUCAGAAUUCAAUUGUUGUAGAUUGUCAUCAGUAGAAGAUGUUGAAAGCCUCCUAUACCUUGAAGAACAGAGUGGAUUGCCAUCAGUUGGAAAUCUGGAACAAUGGAUGCCUAUUUCAAUGGCGGCUAAUGUAAGAAGCCGUUCUCAAAUAGAAGAAUCUAAGCAUUUAAAUGUCAGUGCCGCCAUUCCUGAUAAGAAAGCUGGGGUUUUGCCGAAGCAGGGUGGAAUAGAAAAGCGUUACAGAGGGGUGCGGAGGCGUCCAUGGGGGAAAUUUGCAGCGGAAAUAAGGGAUUCGACGAGGCAAGGGACGAGGCUUUGGCUGGGGACAUUCUCUACUGCAGAAGCGGCAGCCAUGGCGUACGACAAAUCUGCUUUCAAAAUGAGGGGGCCUCGAACAUUCCUCAACUUUCCAGUUGAAAUUGUGUGUAGGGCAUUGGCACAUGACCUCAAUUCGGGAACCACCGUCUCCCACCCCAAUUCUGCAAAUUUCGAUGAUAUUUUGUGCAACUGCAGCCCCAAUUCUGCAAGUUUCCAUGAUAUUUUGUGCAGAAAAAGAGGAUCUUUGGAAGAGGAGCAACAGCCACAGAUGAAAAGAUUCAAAACCCAGCCGCAAAUUUGGAGUUGUGAUGGCGUUGGUGAUGAUAUUUUGGGGUCAUUCGAAUUGGAGGGAACAGAUUUGGGUACGGAUUAUUGGGAAGAAUUGCUUCUGUCGGCUGAAACUAACGAAUUCCUGAGCUUGUUGAAUCCCGAUAUUAGAGAUGGGUUAUUGUAAACCGUUACAGAUCUAUGGAAAUUAAUUUCAAAAUAAACAGUUGAAUUCA
Molecule: messenger RNA, 1673 nt
Organism: Cryptomeria japonica (Japanese cedar)
Lineage: Eukaryota; Viridiplantae; Streptophyta; Pinopsida; Cupressales; Cupressaceae
Product: ethylene-responsive transcription factor 5
Exons: 1
Coding region: 602-1624 (340 amino acids)
Biological process (GO): ethylene-activated signaling pathway; regulation of DNA-templated transcription
Molecular function (GO): DNA binding; DNA-binding transcription factor activity
Source: RefSeq, a predicted model, not a curated record